Messenger RNA from Eufriesea mexicana, 1444 nucleotides. RefSeq names its product RuvB-like helicase pontin (gene pont). The transcript has 3 exons. Bases 74 to 1444 code for a protein of 456 amino acids. Gene Ontology annotation, molecular function: ATP hydrolysis activity; ATP binding; ATP-dependent activity, acting on DNA. The record is from RefSeq and is a predicted model, not a curated record. Lineage: Eukaryota; Metazoa; Arthropoda; Insecta; Hymenoptera; Apidae.
AUUGUAUCAAUCAAACAAAUAUAUAUGCAACGUGUUUUUGAAGAGUUGGAUUUUUCUUUAUCUUUAGAAAACAAUGAAGAUCGAAGAGGUAAAGAGCACUGCAAAGACUCAGAGAGUAUCAGCUCAUACACACAUAAAAGGUCUUGGUCUUGAUGAAAAUGGAGCAGCAAUACAAGCUGCAGCAGGCCUUGUUGGUCAAGAAAUGGCUCGUGAGGCAGCUGGCAUAGUGGUUGACAUGAUAAAGUCAAAAAAAAUGGCUGGUAGAGCUGUACUGUUAGCUGGCCCUCCUGGAACUGGAAAAACUGCAAUUGCAUUAGCUAUUGCUCAAGAAUUAGGUAAUAAAGUGCCAUUUUGUCCUAUGGUAGGUUCAGAAGUCUAUAGUUCUGAAAUUAAAAAGACGGAAGUUUUGAUGGAAAAUUUUAGAAGGGCCAUUGGUCUUAGAAUCAAGGAGACCAAGGAAGUAUAUGAAGGGGAAGUUACAGAAUUAACUCCAAUUGAAACAGAAAAUCCUAUGGGUGGAUAUGGAAAAACAGUAUCUCAUGUAGUGAUUGGAUUAAAAACUGCUAAGGGUACAAAGCAGUUAAAAUUAGAUCCAUCUAUAUAUGAGUCCCUGCAAAAGGAGAAAGUAGAAACAGGUGAUGUGAUUUACAUUGAGGCAAACAGUGGUGCUGUAAAAAGACAGGGUAGAAGUGACAAUUUUGCUACUGAAUUUGACUUGGAAGCAGAAGAGUAUGUUCCUUUACCUAAGGGUGAUGUGCAUAAGAAAAAAGAAGUUAUUCAGGAUGUAACAUUGCAUGAUUUAGAUGUUGCUAAUGCUAAACCACAAGGUGGUCAAGAUAUCAUGUCUAUGAUGGGUCAAUUAAUGAAACCUAAAAAGACAGAAAUUACAGAUAAAUUGCGCAAAGAAAUAAACAAAGUAGUAAAUAAGUAUAUUGAUCAAGGAAUUGCAGAAUUAGUCCCAGGAGUCUUAUUUAUAGAUGAGGUACACAUGUUAGAUAUAGAGACCUUCACAUACCUUCAUCGUGCGUUGGAAAGUGCAAUUGCUCCAAUCGUUAUCUUUGCAACGAAUCGUGGUCGUUGCGUAAUUAGAGGAACGGAAGAUAUUAUAUCUCCACAUGGAAUACCUCUUGAUCUCUUAGAUAGGUUAUUAAUCAUACGCACACUACCUUAUUUUAGAUCGGAAAUAGAACAAAUAGUUAAAUUAAGAGCUACAACGGAAGGGUUGCAAAUCGAAGAUGAAGCUUUGUCAGCCCUUGGUGAAUUAGGUACGAAAACAACGCUUAGAUAUGUAGUGCAACUUUUAACACCUGCGGCAUUAACAGCCAAAGUAAACGAGAGAACAAUAAUCAAAAAGGAAGACGUUGAAGAAGUAGGAUCGUUAUUCUUAGAUGCAAAAUCUUCCGCUAAAAUUCUUACUCAAAAUAAAGAUAAAUUUAUGAAAUGA